GUUCCGCCGAAGAGAUUUGUCUCUCCAUCUGGAAACCACGCUACUUUCAUUGCAGUUUCAUUCUCUUUUUGACGUAGGUCGUCGAGAAUUCUAGCCGUGUUCUUGUGGUUCACCUUGCGAGAUGACGUCCAAGGUUUCCCGCGAUACUCUUUAUGAAUGCGUAAAUGCAGUGAUACAACAUUCUCAAGACAAGAAAAAGAAGUUUUUGGAGACAGUGGAGCUUCAAAUCGGAUUAAAGAACUAUGACCCACAGAAAGACAAGCGUUUCUCAGGAACUGUAAAGUUGAAGAACAUCCCCAGGCCUAAAAUGCAGGUGUGUGUUCUUGGAGAUCAACAGCAUUGUGAUGAAGCUAAGGCUAAUAAUAUUCCGUAUAUGGAUGCAGAAGCGCUCAAAAAAUUAAACAAAAAUAAGAAACUUGUAAAGAAGCUUGCAAAGAAAUAUGACGCAUUUCUGGCCAGUGAGUCAUUGAUCAAACAGAUCCCACGUCUGCUUGGUCCUGGUUUGAACAAGGCUGGUAAAUUCCCUGGAUUGUUGUCCCACCAGGAAUCAAUGGUUGGCAAAAUUGAUGAAGUCAAGGCCACCAUCAAGUUUCAGAUGAAAAAGGUGUUGUGUCUGUCGGUGGCAGUCGGACACGUCGAGAUGACACCCGAUGAGUUGGUGCAGAAUGUGCACCUCUCGAUAAACUUUCUCGUUUCUUUGUUGAAGAAACACUGGCAGAACGUCCGCUCACUACACAUCAAAUCGUCCAUGGGACCGCCACAGCGAUUAUAUUGAGUUAUAUUCAAUGCAAGUAUAUAUUGUAAUAAAAAUGGAAAACUUUGAAA
This is a messenger RNA of Harpegnathos saltator (Jerdon's jumping ant), 825 nucleotides long. RefSeq names its product ribosomal protein L10Ab (gene RpL10Ab). Gene Ontology annotation, biological process: translation. The coding region runs from base 122 to 775 and encodes 217 amino acids. The transcript is spliced from 5 exons. The record is from RefSeq and is a predicted model, not a curated record. Gene Ontology annotation, molecular function: structural constituent of ribosome; RNA binding. Gene Ontology annotation, cellular component: large ribosomal subunit. Lineage: Eukaryota; Metazoa; Arthropoda; Insecta; Hymenoptera; Formicidae.